This is a messenger RNA of Anopheles coluzzii, 2612 nucleotides long. RefSeq lists its product as uncharacterized. The coding region runs from base 312 to 2444 and encodes 710 amino acids. The transcript has 2 exons. NCBI's taxonomy places the organism in Eukaryota, Metazoa, Arthropoda, Insecta, Diptera, Culicidae. The record is from RefSeq and is a predicted model, not a curated record. Gene Ontology annotation, molecular function: actin binding.
GCGUUUAGUAUCCAGACAGUGGCGGGACGGGUUAGUCGUCUCACGUCAAAGGUACCUUUGCUGUGCUGUGCGCGCUCGCACUUCAACCCGAUAUUGAACAGUCUGGGGGAAGGGUGUUAAGAUAUCUGGUGCCCUUGGAAAGGGGCUAAUAGAGGGUGUGUUUGUGUGUGACGUGGACAUUCCUGUGAGACUUCCGCGUGAGAGGGUUAAGACCUUAGUGCAGUGCAGUAAGGUUCAAGUGCUGUGUGGCAUAGGUGAUCGUAAUUUUGAAGUGAUCUUGCAGACUGUCAUAGUUAAAGUGUGGUGCGACCAUGACUCCACCACCGCCGCCACCUCCACCAACACCGGGAGCUACGGUGCCGAUCGCUCCACCAGUUGCACCCAACUUCACCGCAUCCGUACCGGGGCCGCCGAAAGGUACACCGGUCGGCAAUGGUGGCGAUCAUACCGAUCAGCUGAUGGCUGCCAUUCGUAACGGGAUCAAUCUGAAGCCGGCCAAAACAAACGAUCGCAGUACGGCCGCAUUCAUCAAGCAAGCUAACGGUGUACUUGAUGAUAAUGACGAACCUGCGCCAUCCGUUCUGUACGACAAAUCUACCUCCAUAGACGAGAUGAAGGAUGCGCUGCAGGCCGAGCUACGCAACACACUUAAGCGUAAGAUCAAAAAGCAAGAUCUCGAGGAAGGCGACUGUCGGAAGAAUGAGGAAAUUGAACGAUCGAUCGAACUUACGCGCAAUGAGGUACAGCUGAAACUGAACGGUCCAUCUCCAACGCCCGAUAUGCCCAAGGUUGACAAUCCAUUGAAAACGAUCGUUGAUCUCGUCGACAAGGAGCGUGGCAUUGCUCCGGUGAAGCAACCGAGCCCAGUACUGGGUGUACAGAAGAAAGCUGUCUCAGUACCAUCUACACCGACAGUACAGCCAGUUGUCAACGGAACUUCCACACUGCGGAAAGUGUCGGCAACGCAACUCCCGAAUCACAAUGGAACAACGACUGUUAUUCAAAUUCAAAAUGCACCGUCACGGAACGUUGCUACAGCGGCAGUUUCCACGCCAGUCACAAAACCAGCGAUCACGUCGAUGAAUGGUACCUCCGUUAAACCAGUCAAUGGUGAGGUAAAAGAGCAACAAAGUCCAACACCAGUUCCGGUCUGUAAAGUGAUCUCAAACGGGUCUUCUACUGCGGCUAGUCCACAAGGUUCUCUCUUAACAGCCAGCGUAACGUCUAAAGCUGGUGCUAGUCAAACGGAUUCGCCGAUAAAGGUAACUCCUGGACGUAUUAAUGUGGCCCCGUCUAGUCCUGCAAAGCUGGCAAAUGGAAGUAUUCCGACGGGUAGUUCUGUGUCGAACGGAAUUGCAUUCAAAAUUAACAGCUUCCAACCGAAAUCACCUCCAACAAGCUCUACAAAUCAAGAUCCUGCUAAGAUAACGAACGGAAAUUCCUACUCAAACACGCUUCCAAGGGCAAAUGGAGUAUCGGCUUCGAAGGCCACUCCCAAAACAUCGACCGGAGCCAUUCCGACUACGUACACUAGCACCGUAAAAGUGUCCAUCGGAAGUUUUGGAGAUAGUUUGCGUGGAGCCAGCGGUAAUCCAAAUGCGGGACUACGAAACGGCAAUCCUACCAAGUCCUACGAACCACUUACCAUCGAUACGACAUCGAACGGGGGAGCAAGCACCGCCAAUUCGUCGCCAACCACUCCGAAAGAACUGCUGUCGCCACAGGUACGAAGUGGUGCCGCUUCGAUACGGCCGUCACAGAUUCGAACCCUUACCAAGGCGGGCAGUGUCGUCAGUCACACGGACAUCCUGGAGACGGCCAAACCGGUCAACAAGCUGCCUGUAACGUUGGUCGAACCGGCCCCCGUACUGACUGCUGCUGCUGCCGUAUCACCCCCACCGAAGGUGCCCAUCGCCAACAACACGGCGCCUCUUCCUUCACCAUCACCCGCCAAAGUGGAGCGUACUCCGUUGUUUGAGAAGGCUAACAAAGAGCCACCGAAAAGUUCAUUGAAUCGGUGGGCUGACAGUAGUAGUAGUAGUGGCAAUAGUUCAGUUUCCGGCGGUACAGCACGCAAACUGUUGCUCACACACGGACGACCCAACUUUACGAUCAAACGAUCCAACUCACGGCAAGGGUUCGAUGUGGAUGUGGCAGAUUCGAAAACCGAUUCCGCUAAGCCGGUCUUUCGCAUUCUAACAGACUUGGAGAAGAUGGAACAGCAGGCAGAUGAGGGUAACCAAACCGUAGUGACCGGUCCAUCGCAACAAGCGUACGUUUCCUUUGCGAAGGAUCUUGCGAACGCGCCAAACAACCAUCCGGAUGUAGUAGUGGUAACGAAAACCAGCUCGAGUACGGCCCCGACCGAUCCGUUCCUAGCGAACCUGAAGGACAUUAAGAUUGACAUUAGCGAGAUGAAGAUAGUGAAUGCGAAAAAUUCGUAGAUUAUUGAAGACAUUUUUAGAGACAAUUGACAACCCUGGGACUUGUAGGUUAGACAUAGGACGGAAAAAGAAGAAUUUUUCAAUAGCGUUGUUAAGGUAAACUGUACACAAUGUUUCGUCUAAUGUUAUUACAUAUAAAAUAAAUAAAUAUUCCAAAUCGUAAACAUA